AAGCCAGGCGGCUGGUGUCAGUGGGUCAGACUUCUUUCUCACACACUGCUUCUCUACACGUUCGAUGGGGAACUCGCUUGCACAGGAAGCCUUUGAAUGCACGGAGAGAGAGUAGAAGAAAGAAAAACACAAGCCGACGCCUGCCGUGGGGCGCAGCAGAGCACAUUUUACAAUCUGCCUGUGAACACAUGCAGCUACCGAGCCUCAUUACCUAAACUGGGUGGAUUGAGCCCGAUCGGCUGUCGCCCAGCGGACGAGGCAGAAUGUCACGGCGGGAUCAGAGGUUUCGCAGAGGAAUGAAAGGACGGUGUUGUGAAUGUGGCUGCAUCCUGUCUCACUGGUACUACGAGCGAGAGGGACAGCUCUACUGUAAGAAGCACUAUUGGUCGCGGUAUGGAGAGCACUGCCACGGCUGCAAGGAGGCCAUCACAACGGGACUCAUCAUGGUUGCCGGGGAGCAAAAGUACCACCCUGAGUGUUUCAGUUGCAUGAACUGUGAAAUGGUGAUUGGAGACGGAGACACAUACACACUGGUAGAACGUUCCAAACUGUACUGUGGCCACUGUUUCUCUCAGGAUGCUGCAUCGGCGGUGAGGCCGAGCUCUCCUCUCACCAAGAGCCCCCAUAUGGUGGCGCUGGUGUCCUUCCCUCCACUCCCAGUUGGCCGGCAAGGUCUGACUUUGACCACUGACCUUAGCAAAGACAAAAGCCCCAUCGUCACAGUGACAGAGUUAGACUCGGCUGUGCUCAGCCCCGACUUGCUGUCUUCUGUCCAUGCUGGAGACAGAGUGCUGGAGGUCAACGGGAUCCCAACCAGAAAUAUCUCUUCAGAUGAGAUAACUCGUAUGAUCCAGGAUACAAGCAGACCCCUGCAACUGACCAUCGAACACAACCCGAAAUCUCCUCACUCCCAAAGUUCCCCGGAUAACAUAAGCUGUCAAGAAUCUUGCGUUCAUGACAAACUUUCCUCAACCCAUAAACUGCCCAGCCUGGAGGAGGAGCCAAGUCCUCAGGAGGAGACGGACGGGCAAAACAGGAUGAGCCUUUCACCGCCCCAACAUCAAGUGACCACGGGAAUGAGAUCGAGAAACAUUUUGCGCAGCUGUAGUAUAGACAAAUGUCCUCUGUCGCCUGGAGCGCUGUCGCUCAUAUCUCAAAGGAGAGACAUGGUCCGGUCGGAGUCUCUACGUGUAGAACCCGGAGAUCGAACCCACCGCAUCUUCAGGCCCUCAGACCUGAUACAUGGAGAGGUGCUGGGCAAAGGCUGCUUCGGGCAGGCGGUCAAGGUAACCCAUCAGGAGACAGGGGAGGUGAUGGUGAUGAAGGAGUUGAUACGAUUUGACGAAGAGACACAGAAGACAUUUUUAAAGGAGGUGAAAGUGAUGCGCUGUCUGGACCAUCCCAACGUCCUCAAGUUCAUUGGACUGUUUUAUAAAGAUAAGAGGAUACAUUUUGUCUCUGAAUACAUCCAGGGAGGAACUUUACGGGAGACUAUCAUGAAAAUGGAUGAAGAUUUUCCCUGGAAUAUAAGAGUCGGUUAUGCCAAAGACAUUGCAGCAGGAAUGGCAUAUCUGCACUCUAUGAAUGUCAUCCAUCGAGAUCUGAACUCAUACAACUGCCUGGUCAAAGAGAACCAGUCUGUGGUGGUGGCAGAUUUUGGCCUGGCCAGGCUAGUGAUGGAGAGGAAGAACCAGAACAAAACGUCUUCUCUGGAACGGCCUGCGAAGGGGACGCUGUCAGAGCUCCGCAAGCUCGACCGGCGGAAGCGAUAUACCGUGGUAGGAAACCCUUACUGGAUGGCCCCCGAGAUGAUUAAUGCAAAAAGCUACGAUGAACGGGUGGACAUCUUCUCCUUUGGCAUCAUGAUCUGUGAGAUAAUUGGGAGAGUGAGUGCCGACCCGGACUACCUUCCUCGGACUAAUGACUUUGGGCUAAACACAGCUGGCUUCCUGCAGCAGUACCACCCUCCCCACUGCCCCUCUGCCUUCCUGCCCCUGGCUGUACUCUGCUGUGAACUGGAUGCUGAUAAACGUCCAUCCUUUUCCAAGCUGGAGGAGUGGCUGGAGAACCUCCUGAUGCACCUGGACAUUGGUUUGCCUCAGCUCUCGGAGUUGGAGCAGCUCUGCAGAACUUUCUGGCAAAAUCACAACCAUGAAAAUCUCACCCACAACCGGGACGAGUCUCCCGUUUCUCAUGAACAAACCCAGUGCUCACAGCCACAAAGACACAGUCCUGAACAGUGUUCAGACAGUGCAACCAACCACACGGAACAUAAUCAACUUCCUCAGAGCGAACACCAAGACAGCGACCAGGCAAAGCAUUCAAACGGGAAGCAACACGAGCACGACGACUGUGACGAGUGGACUGGGACAAACAGCCAAUCCUGUUGUAGGUCUACGGGCACAACAGAUGUGUGCAAGAAUGGAUCAGAAACCUCCAAACAGAACAGCCUCACCAGACAACCAAAGGUUAAAGAACAGUCCUCACCAACACUGAGGGUCAAGAACUUGUCAUUAAGCCGGUCGAACAAGCCCAAAAACAUUUCCAGAGCAAUGUGGAAUGGAUCUGUAGAGGACGCUUCAAUUCACUGACUCCUUACUCUGAUUACAACUGGAGGAUACAUCCACAUCUACGAGAUUUAAGGGAUAAAGACAUUUUAUGAAGUCGUUGUGCCUUUUUGAACUGGGACAAAACAGAACGAGUCAGACCAUUGUUCAUUCAUGACUAAUCUCAAAGAAGAACUAGUCAAACUUUAACCUGCUCAUUCUGAUCAUUUUAAACAAAAUCAAACUGCUGUAGAGGCAGAACUUUUGAUGGAUGUUGGACUGGAUCACGGUGUGUGCAAAACAGCAAAUUCUUGCAAAAUUUGAUAAUUACAUUGCCUCAUAUUGCUCUGUGGGAAAGUAUUUCCUGUAUGUUGUUGCAACAAGAGGCCAACUGAUACAGGACUCUGUUAUAUAUUAUAAGGUUUUAUGGUUCUCAUGUGACUUUUACAUUUAUCAGUAUUGAUUUUCACAAUCAACAGAUAAACAUAUUUUUGAUUUGGCUGGCCAUUUAUGAACUUGGACUCCAGUUAAAACUUUGUUGAGAAGCUGUGAAACACGUGUCACUUUAUUCUUUAAGCUAAAGUACAUUGCAUUAUUUAUCUGUCUGCCUUAUGUAAUUUUCUUUCAUCAAAUGUCAAACCAUGUCACAUACACUGAGCCAUAUACUACUGCUGCCCAACUGUAGGCAAUAAAGAAAUAC
Molecule: messenger RNA, 3246 nt
Organism: Salarias fasciatus (jewelled blenny)
Lineage: Eukaryota; Metazoa; Chordata; Actinopteri; Blenniiformes; Blenniidae
Product: LIM domain kinase 1-like
Exons: 15
Coding region: 264-2591 (775 amino acids)
Biological process (GO): protein phosphorylation; actin cytoskeleton organization; positive regulation of stress fiber assembly
Cellular component (GO): cytoplasm; nucleus; neuron projection
Molecular function (GO): protein binding; protein serine/threonine kinase activity; ATP binding
Source: RefSeq, a predicted model, not a curated record